UUGCAAAAUGUACUCACUUGAAGAUUUAUGUUGAAAAGAUUUUGAGACUAAUGUAAGUCUCUUGUUAUAAUUAAGAAGAAUUUAAUUAAGAUUUAACAAUGUGGUAUAUUACAUGCCACUUCUGCAAGGAAACAUUGAGAAAUAGUGUUAAAAUUAUUUGUAGGACAACCUCAGUGGCUGCUAAUGCUAAUAAAAGCAACGAGCUAGUGCUCUUAGGUCAGAAAUAUGGAACAGAUGAUUGGACGAAUGUUACUCCAAAUAUCAUUGCUAAAUUGGGAAGAAAUCUGCAUGUUCAACAAUACCAUCCACUCUCGCAUUUAAGACAGCGCAUUAUGAAUUACUUUUAUGGGCAGUUUCGCAAUAAAAGUGGGACUCCAUCGUUCAGUAUUUAUGAUAAUAUAAGUCCCAUAGUUACGGUUGAGCAAAAUUUCGAUUCUCUUCUUGUACCAAAGGAUCAUCCAAGUAGAAAAAAGACUGAUUGUUACUUCAUAAAUCAAGAUACAUUACUGAGAGCGCAUACCACUGCCCAUCAGGCAGAACUGAUUGCAAUGGGAUUGAAUAAUUUUCUCGUUAUUGGUGAUGUGUACCGACGUGAUGAAAUUGAUAGCACGCACUAUCCGAUUUUUCACCAGAUUGACGCAGUCAGACUGCGUACGUCACAAGAGAUAUUUCGUGACGUAAAGGAUUCCGAAAAUCUGAAAUUGUUUGAACAUAGGGGGAUAGAAAGUGUCGAGAAACAGGCUUGUCACAGUUUAGAAGCGGUGAAAAUAAUGGAACAAGAAAUGAAAAAUACUCUAACUAAUCUAACGAAAACUUUAUUUGGAAAAGAUGUGCAGUGCCGAUGGGUUGAUCAAUAUUUCCCAUUUACCCAUCCAUCAUGGGAGCUAGAAAUAUUGUAUAAUGACAAUUGGCUUGAAAUAUUGGGCUGUGGUAUUAUGCGUCAGGAAAUUCUUCACAGAGCCGGUGCUGUAGAUCAAAUUGGAUGGGCAUUUGGUCUUGGCUUGGAACGUUUGGCUAUGCGUUUAUAUAAUAUUCCAGAUAUAAGAUUAUUUUGGAGCAAUGACGCUGGUUUUCUAAAUCAGUUCAAAGUGGACAAUCCUAAUGCACAUAUACAAUAUAAGCCUGUUAGUAUAUAUCCUCCUUGUACAAACGACAUAAGUUUUUGGUUGCCUGGAGAAGAAAGUUAUUCUUCUCAUGAUUUUUAUGAUAUAGUUAGAGAAAUAGGUGGUGAUAUCAUUGAACAGAUCUUGCUGAAGGAUAAAUUCAUACAUCCAAAGACUAAGAAAACGUCUCAUUGCUAUAGCAUAGUGUAUAGACACAUGGAACGUACUUUGACUCAGGGUGAAGUCAAUAAAAUUCAUGAACAAGUUGAAAAAGCAGCAGUUGCUAAACUUAAUGUAAUUAUUAGAUAAAAUUAAUAAAAUGUUUCUUUAACAAUAAA
Pogonomyrmex barbatus (red harvester ant) is the source of this 1441-nucleotide messenger RNA. It is a transcript of the gene PheRS-m, whose product is annotated as Phenylalanyl-tRNA synthetase, mitochondrial. Lineage: Eukaryota; Metazoa; Arthropoda; Insecta; Hymenoptera; Formicidae. Gene Ontology annotation, cellular component: mitochondrion; cytoplasm. The record is from RefSeq and is a predicted model, not a curated record. Gene Ontology annotation, molecular function: ATP binding; phenylalanine-tRNA ligase activity; tRNA binding. Gene Ontology annotation, biological process: phenylalanyl-tRNA aminoacylation.